CUCCGACCCUGUCCGAUGAGGGCCGCUGUCCCCGCAGCGCAGAGGAGUGCCGGCAGGGCUCCCACGGCGGUGGAACCCCAGCGAGGAGCACCCGCGCGAGUCCGCAGCCCGGGGGAUGCCUCCGGCCAGCCCGAGCCCCCUCACUCCUUGCCGGCCCCAGUCGCUGGGGCCUGUCUCGCGGGCCGAAGCAGUCCAGGCGGGGUCGCCCCAGUCCCUGGACUUGGUGCGGCGGAGGAUUUUGGGGGGCCGCCGCCUGAGCGAGCGGUCCCCGGGACCCCAAGGAGCCCAGCCCCAGCGAGCAGCCCGGCUCCUGCCCGUGCCGGUGGUGGGGAGAGGAGAGCUGCUGCGGGAGAUGGAGAGCUGCGCUCUGAGAACGACUAUCUCAAGGAUGAGCUGGAUGAACUUCGUGCAGAGAUGGAAGAGAUGCGAGACAGCUAUUUAGAGGAAGAUGUUUAUCAGCUGCAGGAGCUUCGACGAGAACUGGACCGUGCUAACAAAAACUGCCGAAUCCUGCAGUACCGUCUCAGGAAAGCCGAGCAGAAAAGCCUGAAAGUGGCAGAGACAGGGCAAGUGGAUGGUGAGCUUAUCAGAAGCCUGGAGCAGGAUUUGAAGGUGGCCAAAGAUGUGUCUGUCAGAUUGCACCAUGAACUUGAGACUGUGGAGGAAAAGCGCGCUAAAGCUGAAGAUGAAAAUGAAACUCUCCGACAACAGAUGAUUGAAGUGGAAAUAUCCAGGCAGGCCCUCCAGAAUGAGCUGGAGAAACUGAAAGAGAGUUCCCUAAAGAGAAGAGGCAGUCGGGAAAUGUUCAGAGAGAAGAAAGCCUUCAACCAGGAUGACAGUGCCGAUUUGAAAUGCCAACUGCAGUUUGCCAAAGAGGAAGCCUCCCUGAUGCGCAAAAAGAUGGCCAAGCUGGGGAGGGAGAAGGACGAGCUGGAGCAGGAGCUCCAAAAGUACAAGUCCCUCUAUGGUGAUGUAGACAGCCCCCUUCCCACGGGAGAAGCCGGUGGGCCCCCCAGUACCAGGGAGGCAGAACUAAAGCUGCGGCUAAAGUUGGUGGAGGAGGAAGCCAAUAUCUUAGGCCGGAAGAUCGUGGAGCUCGAGGUGGAGAACCGAGGCCUCAAAGCAGAGAUGGAAGACAUGCGGGUCCAAUAUGAGCGAGAGGGCACAGGCCGGGACCAUGUGCCAACCAUUCCUACCUCACCCUUCGGGGACUCCCUGGAGUCUUCCACGGAGCUCCGCCGACACCUGCAGUUUGUAGAAGAGGAGGCUGAGUUGCUGCGGAGGUCCAUAUCUGAGAUCGAAGACCACAACCGGCAAUUGACACACGAACUGAGCAAGUUCAAGUUUGAGCCUCGGCAGGAACCAGGGUGGCUUGGGGACAGCGUGGGUAAGGGCACUGGGGCUGGGGCUCCCCUGCAGGAGGAGCUGAAGUCUGCCAGGCUGCAGAUCAGUGAGCUGAGUGGAAAGGUGCUGAAGUUGCAAUAUGAGAACCGCGUGUUGCUAUCCAAUGUCCAGCGCUGUGACCUGGCCGCCCACUUGGGGCUGCAUGCCCCAAGCCCCCGGGACAGCGAUGCUGAAAGUGACACAGGCAAGAAGGAGAGUGAUGGUGAGGAAGGCCGCCUGUCUCAGCCCAAGCGAGAAGGUCCAGUGGGUGGGGAGAGUGACUCUGAGGACAUGUUCGAGAAAACAUCAGGCUUUGGGAGUGGAAAGCCCUCAGAGGCAAGUGAGCCUUGCCCAGCAGAGCUGCUAAGGGCCCAGGAAGACACCGAGUGCCUGGUGACCAUUAAACACGAGGCCCAGCGACUUGAGCGGACUGUGGAGCGCCUCAUCACAGACACCGAUGGCUUCAUCCAUGACUCAGGACUACAAGGCAGCAGCUUGGCCUUGCCUGGCAUCCAGGGUGAGGGUGAGGUGGGUCAGAAUGAGCCCCACCUGCUGGGGACCAUUAACUUGAAGAUGAAGGCCUUCAGGAAGGAGCUGCAGGGUUUCCUGGAACAGGUGACCCGGAUUGGGGAUGGACUGUCGCCCUUGCCCCACCUUACAGAGUCAUCUAGCUUCCUCUCCACUGUGACCUCCGUGUCCCGGGACUCCCCCAUCGGGAACCUAGGGAAGGAGCUGGGCCCAGACUUGCAGUCCAAACUGAGAGACCAGCUGGAGUGGCAGCUCAGUCAGGACCGAGUGGAUGAGCGAGAAGGCCUGCGCCUCCGAGCUACGCGGGAGCUGCACCGCCAGGCUGAUGGGGAUGUUGGGGAUGUCGGGAACCAGCGGCCGGGAGGCCAGAGCUGCUUCAACCUACUAGAGAUGGAGGAGGAACACCUCUACGCCUUGAGGUGGAAAGAACUGGAGAUGCACAGCCUGGCUUUGCAGAACACCCUCCAUGAACGAACCUGGAGUGAUGAGAAGAACCUGCUGCAGCAGGAGCUCCGGUCCUUGAAGCAGAACAUUUUCCUCUUCUACGUCAAACUCAGGUGGCUGCUCAAACACUGGCGGCAAGGGAAGCAGAUGGAGGAGGGAGGAGAGGAUUUCACUGAGAGUGAGCAUCCAGAAGCCCUCCCUGGGCUUGGUGAGCUAGAAGUCCAGGGGGGUCAUCAGGCAGAUGGACCAGACGGAGAUGAUGGUGACCAAGGCUGUGACUUUCUGAUGGGGGAGCAUUCCCCACACAGCCCAGUGCAGAUUGGUGACCAUGGUUCGCGGCUGCAGACAGCAGAUGGGGGACAACUCAAUAGGCAGGUGGUGGAAAACCAGCAGUUGUUCAGUGCCCUCAAGGCCUUGCUAGAGGACUUCCGCUCAGAGCUUCGGGAGGACGAGCACGCCCGCCUGAGGCUGCAGCAGCAGUAUGCCAGCGACAAGGCUGCCUGGGAUGUGGAGUGGGCCGUGCUCAAGUGCCGCCUGGAACAGCUGGAAGAGAAGACCGAGAAGAGUUUGGGAGAGUUUGACUCCCCCGCUGAGGGCAAAGGGGCCUUGAAGACAGAGAGGGAGGUGCACCAGAAGCUCCUGGCCGACAGCCACGGCCUGGUCAUGGACCUGCGCUGGCAGAUCCAUCACAGCGAAAAGAACUGGAACCGUGAGAAGGUGGAGCUCCUGGAGCGCCUGGACAGGGAGCGGCAAGAGUGGGAGCGGCAGAAGAAGGACCUCCUGUGGAGGAUUGAGCAGUUGCAGAAAGAGACCACUCCCCAAAGAAGUGGCAGUUUCCUCUGCGAUCAAAAAGAAGGCAACAUCUGCCCCUUCCCCCAUCAGGGAAGUCUCCGUGUGUCCCGUCCUGUGUCCAUGUGGCCCUGUAUGGACACCGACUCUGUUCCAUACGAAGAUCGGCCACUUUCCAAGCUGAAAGAGUCUGACAGGUGUUCAGCCAGUGAGAACCUCUACUUGGAUGCCUUGUCACUGGACGAGGAGCCAGAGGAGCCAGAGGAGCCGCCACCUUGCAGGCCUGAGAGGGACCUCCGGAACUGCCUGCUCGAGGAAGAAGAAAAUCACAAGGGAAAUCUUCAAAGAGCUGUGUCUGUAUCCUGCAUGUCCGAGUUCCAGCGCCUGAUAGACGUCUCUCCCUUCCUACCUGAGAAGGGCCUGCCAUCUGCCAGCAGCAAGGAGGAUGUCACUCCGCCCCUGUCUCCUGAUGACCUGAAGUACAUCGAGGAGUUCAACAGCAAGAGCUGGGAUUACACGCCCCCAAGGGCUGGGACCGAGAGGCCUCCAGACCUCUGGGCAGACAGGACUGAGGUGGGGCGGGCAGGGCAUGAGGCCACCACAGAGCCUUUCCCUGACUCAUCCUGGUAUUUGACCACGAGUGUCACCAUGACCACAGACACUAUGACCAGCCCAGAGCACUGCCAGAAGCUGCCACUGCGGAGCCAUGUCCUCACUGAGCAGUCUGGGGUUCGCGUGUUGCAUAGCCCACCUGCUGUACGCAGGGUGGACAGCAUUGUACCGGUAGGCAAUGAGGGUAGGAGCUGGCUGGACUCUGAGGGUCCCUUUCCCCAAAGCAGAGCCAGAGGGAGCCUGGGAGAUGCUAGGGGAGGGCACCCAGAGCCCAUGCUCAGCAGGUGGCCUUGUGCCCCUUCCAGACAUCCCCGAGACUAUGUGGAAGGGGCUCUCCGGCCCCUCGAUGGCCCCUUCUGCCCCUCCCUCAAGUUUGCCUCCCCGUUGCACAGCCUAGAUAUGUCUAAGAACAUGAGUGAUGAUAUGAAGGAGGUGGCCUUCUCUGUCAGGAAUGCCAUCUGCACUGGUCCCACCGAGCCACAAGUCAGGGACAUGGCCUGCCAGACCAAUGGGUCCCGGACAGCAGGAACACAGACUGUCCAGACCAUCAGCGUGGGCCUGCAGACAGAAGCCUUGCGUGGCAUCACCAGCAGCCCCCACAAGUGUCUCACACCAAAGGCUGGGGGUGGCACUACACCUGUGUCUUCUCCUUCCCGCAGCCUCAGGAGCAGGCAGGUGGCCCCUGCCAUCGAGAAGGUACAGGCCAAGUUUGAACGCACUUGCUGCUCCCCCAAGUUUGGCUCUCCUAAGCUACAGAGGAAGCCCCUCUCCAAAACUGAGCAGCCAAACAGCAAGGCCUCACCAGGGCUGGCCCUGAAAGGGUACAGUGAGUCGGCCUGGGCCCGCUCUACCACCACAAGGGAGAGCCCUGUGCACACCACCAUCAAUGAUGGCCUCUCCAGCCUCUUCAAUAUUAUUGACCACAGCCCUGUGGUGCAGGACCCCUUCCAGAAGGGUGUGUGGGCAGGGAGUCGGUCUCGCUCAGCAGAACCCCGACAGGAGCUGGGCCCAGGCCAGGAAACAGGCACCAGUUCACGAGGACGGUCACCUAGCCCUCUUGGCUUGGGCUCAGAGACGUGCAGGGAAGAUGGGGGAGAUGGCACGCCAGUGAGGCAGGACUUGUCUGCUCCCCCUGGCUACACGCUUACCGAGAGUGUUGCCCGGAUCCUUAACAAGAAGCUGCUGGAGCAUGCCUUAAAGGAGGGGAGGAGACAGGGCACCCACGGCACCCCCAGUCUUACCAGCGACAGCCACAUUGGAGACAUGGCCACAGCUGAACCAGGGCCCAUGGAGGAACUACCUUGUUCUGCGCUAGCACCAUCCCUAGAGCCCUGCUUCUCCAGGCCCGAGAGACCAGCAAACCGUCGCCCUCCGUCCCGGUGGGCCCCUCCUUACCCCACUGCCUCACAGUCUCAAUCACUUGGAGACCCAACAUCCUUGGAGGAACACGGUGACGAGGAUCCACCAGAGGAGAAGCCACACCUGUGAUGCAAGCUUGCAUGGAUUAUCACAGAAUAAUUCACUGUAAUUUGCAUAACCACACCAUCAUCAUGAACCAAACUCUGCCCUAAAGGAGAGCUCUAGUUUUCUCAAGGUUGAAGAAUGUUUUUUUAUUAAAAAAUAAAAAUAAAAAUAAAAACAGCUGCUGAAUGUUCAACCUGUGAAACAGAUGUUUCUAGAAUGAAACAGUAAAUGUGCCUGUAAUAACUUAAUUUUUUCACAGCUCAGAAAACUAUUUUUG
Molecule: messenger RNA, 5497 nt
Organism: Castor canadensis (American beaver)
Lineage: Eukaryota; Metazoa; Chordata; Mammalia; Rodentia; Castoridae
Gene: Mtcl1
Product: microtubule crosslinking factor 1
Biological process (GO): regulation of autophagy; establishment or maintenance of epithelial cell apical/basal polarity; microtubule bundle formation
Cellular component (GO): apicolateral plasma membrane; midbody; spindle pole
Molecular function (GO): microtubule binding
Source: RefSeq, a predicted model, not a curated record